GGUGCCCAGCGCGGGGCUCCGAGCCGAGCCGUGCCGCGCCCCGCGGGGCUGCCCGCCGCCAGCAUGCCGCUCGCACAGCUGGCCGAGCCCUGGCCCAACAUGGAGCUGGUGCAGCUGGACACGGAGGUGAGCGGGGCGGGGGACGGCGACCCCCAGGGGUCUCGCGGAACAAAGGAGAGCCCGGCCGGCCUGCUCCUUCCUUCCUCCCUUCCUUUCUUCCUUCCUUUCCUCCCUCCUUCCUCCCUUCCUUCCUUCCCUCCGCUCCUACCCCGCUGCUCCGGCUGAGCCCCGCGGGGUUGGGAAGCGCUCCGGCGCGGCGGAUCGCUCGGAGCUGCCGGCUGCGCUGCUUCCCUUCGGUUCCUCGUUUCGAGCGGUGAAUGCGAGCAUGGCUCUGUGCCGGGGGCUUCCCCCGCCCGCCUCAGCGCUGCCCAGCCGCCGUCCUGCGUCUCUCCGCUGGAUGCGUGCGCUCCGCUCUUAACGAGGUGUGCGCUGCCCGCACCGCACGUUGCAUCGCAGCUGAAGCAGAACGUCGGCACCGCUCGCAGCCUUUCCCCCGCUGUAGGGCAGCCGAAGUGUGCGCACAAACGUCUCCUCAGCCCAACUACAGCUCACGGCUUUCCGGAUAGAAUGGGCAGGCUGCUCCAGAGGAAGGCGGGAACCCUCCGUGCAAGCUGGGCUUCUAAGGCUUGAGCCUUUGCCUCUUUGAUCAUCAAGCACUUGGCUGAACUGCCCUCCUGGUACCGUGGGUGCCGGCGUCCUUCUUUGCCCUCUGCUGAAGCGCUGUGUCUGUGUGCUGUGCCGACAAUCCCAUUUUCAGUCAUUUUUAAACCUGCAGAGCCCUCCUGAAAUAACCUCUGGUGCGUUUUCCAAGUUUGUACAAGGUGUACAUUCUACAGGCACGAAGACAAAUCCCUGCUAUAAACACAUACCUUAUACUUAACUCUGGCACUCUGCACCAGCUCUGGCACUCCGGAGGGAGAAGCGAGCAGGCAGCAAACUCAAAAUCUCUGUCUUUCUGUCAGCUUGGGAGCCAAUGUGAGCAGCAGAUUGUGGCACUGCCUCCUUUUACCUACAGCAAGGACUAAAGAAGGAGAAGAAAGCAGCAGCAAACACCCAAGGCUGUGUGUCUGUGACUGGAAAGCUGCUCAGGGUCUCUCCCGUACCCCUCUGUUCCAGAUCUGCUGCUGCCCUUCUUGAGCUGGGGGACAGGAGGCACUCCAUGUUGGGUUUAUGCUUUCAUCCUUUUGUGGCUCAUUCUGUGAUCUCUGCUAAAAAUAGCUGGAAGCAGCGACAGCGGCGAUUCCUCAACGCCCACACAAAGUGCCAUCCCUCCCUCUGUCCCUGUCAGCAGGAUGCUGCCAGAAGAAAAACCUUUAUCUGCUUGGGCAAGAACCAAAGAAACCUCAACAAAGAGGAAAUCCAAGGGUUCCUCAAAAGAGUUGGGAAUUUGGCAGCUGGCAGCAUGGGGCUCUAACACCUCCAUCUUCUCCCUCCCGUUCCACCUGCUGUUGUUGUGAACUGGGGCCUUUGGGAAUGAAGCACAGCGGAACGAUUGCUGCAGAUGUAGGGAGAGGAGGUCUGGGUUCAGCUGCCUGUGGUCUGGGAACAGCCAGGCAGCCCUCAGCCUCCUUCCAAGGACUGCUGGGGCAUUUCACAACUCCUGGCUUCUAUUCCUGUGUGGAUUCCCACCUUUUGAGAACAGCCGUGGUGCGCAAGUCCCUGCAAGCAGUGUACCUUGCUGUGUUUAUCUGAGUAUCUUGGAAAUGCCUGCAAGAUCCUACAGGUUGUGCAGAGUGUUAUCCGGAGUGACUGCCUCUCCUCACAUAGUCAGAGCCAUCCCAUCAGCAUUCCAGCUGUGUGGCACCGGGAUUUCCAAGCCAAACCCUCACCUGACAACAAACACGAUCCUAAAUUGCUAAUGCCUGAAUCCUUGCUUAUCUGGCUGUUCCCACUGUAAGAGUUUUCAGUCUGCCAAGCAGUCCUGGCAGCAUCCCUAGAACUGGAUUGCUGAUCCAACUGCAUUGAGCAGGAGAACUUUGGACAAGAUGGGUGCAAGUGUGUCUGCUUUUUGCUUUUCUCCCCGUUGGUGGUGGUGUUCAAACAAUUCAGUGUUGGCUUUCAGCCAUCAGCAGUGCCCUUGGCGUAGUUUCAGUGCAACUUCCCCAGCACAGCCGAAGGUCUCUUGCUUUGCUCCCAGGGCUGCUCUGUGCCAGGAGCUAAUUGCCAGUGCCCGUGCACUGCUCUCCAGGGACUAAACCUCAUUCUCUCCUAUGUUCUCUCGAUUUAAUUGUCAGGUAGGCUGAGGACUGGUCCUUGUUCAGCUGAGGAAUGGCAACAGAGGGCUUGAAUUGAGUGGAAAAACAGAACCUGUUGUCAUUGGGGUUUUACAGCCAGCUUGGCUGAGGGGUGAGCACAUGCUCCCUGAAGGUGCCGAGUGUGAGGAAUUGUACAUGAAAGUACAACACCCAAUUAGUGAAAUCACUUCAUAAUGAAGAGCAGAGGAGUGGAUUUGCCGCGCUGAGUGUGCCCACUCUCUCUGGAGGUAACACUGGGAGCACUGAGCAGUUUGUUCUUGGGUGAUAAUCACAGCAUGCAGUGAAACCUGGGGAGGUGAAUGAGUUACCUCUUCCAGCUCUGCUUUACACCAUAAAAGAGACCUUUGAGACAGGAGCAGAGCGCUGCUGUUGUGCCAAGCACAGGGUGCUCCUCUGCAGCACAGUGCAUUGGUGCUUGGUCAUGGCUGUGCUCCCCAGCAGCCCACAUUGCCCAGGCUAUGCGUUCAGUACUGCAGGUACCUCCAGCUCCAGGCUGAGCACCAACGGGAGAGCAGUAGUGAUCCUCAUCAGCACAGUCUCCGAUCGCAGCCUCUUAAAGUGAAGGGUUUUAAAACAAACAAACGGAGUGCUCUUCUUUGAAGCAGCGACCUGCUGUGUUUGCACAGCUGUUUUCUGCAAGAGUUAGAAAGUUGCUGAGUGUGGGAAGAGACAGGUAUCUCAGCAAAGGCAUUCUCUGCCCAGUGCCCCUCCUUGUUGCUUCCAGCUGCAUAGCAAAGCAUGCUCUUGCUGGUUGGGUCCCCGAGCCUUGGGUGCAGGACAGCACAGCACUGCCUGGAAAUCCUCCUGGCCUGGCUGCAGUUAUUGCAUCUUUCCACAUGCAGCCUUUCAGCCUGGCAGGGGUGAAGCUCUGGAGCGAGCUGGCUGCUCUGUGUUGCCAGCUGAAGUCAUUGAGUGGUUUUGUUUUCAAUACAGUGCCCAACAGCUUUUCGUCCUCAGCGGGGCCAGGCUGUGGUGGUUAACAGCAAGUGUCUGAGCUCCUUAAAAACACAGCAACAAAAUGCCUGCUUGAGGAGCAGAGCCUCUCUGAUGAGCUGCAGGCUCUAAUGAAUAACUGAAGAGGGGUCAGUUUGCAGGAGUGCAGUGUGAGGAAGGCAGAGCUGGAAUGGCCCUCCCGCACAUUGAUGUCUGACCGAUCAGAACUCUGCUCUGCUUUCUCCUCUUCCAUUUCCAUCCAUGUCAUUGAUUAAUAGAAAUUGCUGCAAGGUCUGUCUCCCAGAAGCCUCUUUUACUGGGAAAAAGAAAAAAAAAAACAGAAAAAAACUACACAAAACCUCUUUUGCCAUAUUCCACGAGGAAACUCAUGUUAUCCAUCUGCCCACCAGAGUUCAAAGGAAUGAACUUUCAGCCUUGUGGGAAAAGUCCUUCUCGCCUUCAGGCAAAGUCAGACAUCACUUGGGUAGAGAAAGAUCUGGUGGACUCAACAGACAAGGGCGAGGGCGUUGUGAAGGAAAUCAACAUCACGCACCAUGUGAAGGAGGGCUCUGAGAAGGCCGACCCUUCGCAGUUUGAGCUUCUGAAGGUUCUGGGACAGGGCUCUUUUGGCAAGGUUUUCUUGGUAAGAAAAAUAACACCACCAGACAGCAACCACCUCUAUGCCAUGAAAGUGCUUAAAAAGGCAACACUGAAAGUGCGUGAUCGUGUAAGGACAAAGAUAGAGAGAGACAUCCUAGCUGAUGUAAACCAUCCCUUUGUGGUAAAGCUGCACUACGCAUUCCAGACAGAGGGGAAGCUGUAUCUCAUCUUGGAUUUCCUCCGAGGAGGUGACCUUUUCACUCGGCUUUCCAAAGAGGUCAUGUUCACAGAAGAGGAUGUGAAGUUCUACCUAGCAGAGCUUGCUCUUGGACUUGACCAUUUGCACAGCCUGGGAAUCAUAUACAGAGACCUCAAACCGGAGAACAUCCUCCUGGAUGAAGAAGGACACAUCAAACUCACAGAUUUUGGCUUGAGUAAGGAGGCUAUAGACCACGAGAAGAAAGCCUACUCCUUCUGCGGGACGGUGGAAUAUAUGGCCCCAGAGGUUGUAAACCGUCAGGGCCACUCCCACAGCGCGGACUGGUGGUCCUAUGGGGUGCUGAUGUUUGAGAUGCUCACCGGCUCGCUGCCAUUCCAGGGAAAGGACCGCAAGGAGACGAUGACCCUCAUCCUUAAAGCAAAACUGGGCAUGCCUCAGUUUCUGAGUGCUGAGGCACAGAGCCUCCUGCGAGCCCUUUUCAAAAGGAACCCAGCCAACAGAUUAGGUUCUGGUCCAGAUGGGGCAGAAGAGAUAAAGCGUCAUCCGUUCUACUCUACUAUUGACUGGAAUAAGCUGUACCGAAGGGAAAUCAAGCCACCCUUCAAGCCUGCUGUAGGCCAGCCUGAUGACACCUUUUAUUUUGAUACAGAAUUUACAUCGCGUACACCAAAAGAUUCCCCAGGCAUCCCUCCCAGUGCAGGUGCACAUCAGCUCUUCCGCGGCUUCAGCUUUGUGGCCACUGGACUGAUGGAAGACAGUAAGGUGAAACCUGCACAGCCCCCUCUGCAUUCUGUGGUGCAGCAGCUGCAUGGCAAGAACAUCCAGUUCAGCGACGGCUACGUGGUGAAGGAGGCGAUUGGUGUGGGCUCCUACUCGGUGUGCAAACGGUGCAUUCACAAAACAACCAACAUGGAGUAUGCGGUGAAGGUUAUUGACAAGAGCAAACGGGACCCUUCUGAGGAAAUUGAAAUUCUCCUGCGAUACGGACAGCAUCCAAACAUCAUUACCUUGAAAGAUGUUUAUGAUGACGGGAAGUACGUGUAUCUGGUGACAGAACUGAUGAGAGGAGGGGAGCUGCUAGAUAAAAUCCUGAGACAGAAGUUUUUCUCGGAGAGGGAGGCCAGUUCAGUCCUGCACACAAUCUGCAAAACAGUGGAAUAUCUGCAUUCUCAAGGGGUAGUUCACAGGGACUUGAAACCCAGCAAUAUUCUCUAUGUGGAUGAGUCAGGAAAUCCAGAAAGCAUUCGCAUAUGUGACUUUGGCUUUGCCAAGCAGCUGAGAGCUGAGAAUGGUCUUCUCAUGACUCCUUGCUAUACCGCAAACUUUGUGGCACCUGAGGUACUGAAGCGACAGGGCUACGAUGAGGGCUGUGACAUCUGGAGCCUGGGAGUCCUCCUUUACACUAUGCUUGCAGGCUGCACUCCAUUUGCAAAUGGACCCAGUGACACUCCAGAAGAGAUCCUGACGCGAAUAGGCGGGGGAAAGUUCUCUGUCAAUGGAGGCAACUGGGACACCAUUUCUGACGUGGCCAAGGACCUGGUAUCAAAGAUGCUUCAUGUAGAUCCUCACCAGCGCCUGACAGCCAAGCAGGUCCUGCAGCACCCAUGGAUAACACAGAAGGACAGCUUACCCCAGAGCCAGCUGAAUUACCAGGAUGUCCAGCUGGUAAAGGGGGCAAUGGCUGCCACGUACUCUGCACUGAACAGCUCCAAGCCGAGCCCCCAGCUGAAGCCUAUCGAGUCUUCCAUCCUGGCACAGCGGCGGGUGAAGAAGCUCCCCUCCACCACCCUGUGAGGAUGGGGCAGCAUGGGGUGGUUACACCAGACUUUGCACAACUACUGAGGUGUGGCAGGACAUAGGGCAGUUGGUGCCUGCCCCUUGAGGACUUGUUCUCAAAUCCACAUCAAGGCCAAGUGCCUUCUGCCUGCAGUAGUCUGGCUCCUCCUUGUGUGGACUGAUCUUUGCUGAGAGAACUUCACUGUAAAACUUUUUUGAAGUGUAAAUUGUUGAUUUUUAAAGACAUCCAUCUGUGUAUAUGAGAACUAGAAUGUAUAACUGAUGUCAAGUGGCACUAAAAAGCAGCUCUGAUUCACCCUUUCCCAUGUAGGGCCAGAUAUUUGUUGUAGCUAUGUCAUUUCGAGUAAGGUAGGGAUCAUCUAGAGAGAGUCCAGCAGAGGGCCACAAAGAUGAUUAAGGGCCUGAAGCCCAGAACUGGUCAUGGUAUUCCAGAUGUGGCCUCUCCAGGGCAGAGCAGAGGGGCAGGAUCACCUCCCUCGUCCUGCUAGCCAUGCUUUUUUUAAUGCACCCCAGAUUACCAUUGGCUUUCUUUGGCCACCAGGGCACACAGAUCUACAGAGCUGUGUCAUUUGCCCUGUGACAGGCAAACCAGCAGUACUGUAGCAGGGCUGCAUACUGGGCCACCUCCUCUCAGGUGUAUUACACCACUUUGCAGUGGGAAAUAAUGAGAACUAGUUGGGUCAAGGCAGGAAUCAACAGGAAUGGUGGCAGGAUGUGGGCUGCAGAGGGGAACUCUUUCUCUCAGGGCAUUUUAGCGUUAAUAGAAACUAACACUUUGAGAUGAACUGUGCUAGAAGUAAAUCCCAGAUCCACUCUCACCUGCAGGCCAGUGCUGGAGCUGCCCCAGUGCUGGCAGAGCAGAAUGGCAGAGGCUGCGGGUGCACAAGGGUGUGACUGAAGUCAGCAAAGGUCCUUGUGCAAAUUUCUGCUACUGGCAAGUUUUGAUUAUUAGUUCCCAAUCAACCAAGUGCUGUUACUUUUUUAAUUCCAGUGCUCAAUAAAAAAGGAUGUGUUGAUCUCUGUGUAUGAGAGCUGUGGGUAUCCGUGUGGCCAGGCGGCCCCUUGCUCCCUUUGUGGUUUUCUCUGACAGCAUUAAAACUUUCCCAAAAUAUAGAGGGAUUAACUGCUAUUAUCUGAAUGGAGGUCACAUUACUCGGAGUGAAAGCAGGGCUCCUUCAACCUGCAGUCCUGUAGAUCCAUAGGAAAGCUUUGGCAAGCUGAAAUCUGGGAUCCAGCUUCUAAUCACGGAGUCUACUUGGAAUUAUUCAGUUGUGCCCGGGUACUGUGUUAACAAGUGGCCUGCAGAUAGCAGUGAGCAUCUCUCUCCGUGUAAAUGCAGCUUCUGUGUAGGAAAGGUUGAGCUUUCCCAUUUGGGAGCAUAAAUCAGCAAUAUUUUCUGUUGUAGAAGGGCUGACCCAGCUGAGAGACUGUUUUCCUUCUUCCCACUGCGUAAAGCAGCCGUGCCUUCCUCUUAAUGAUGUGGUACUGACCUGUCAAAUUAAAUGGAGCAUAAAUAAAUGCAUUUUGGCCUGGUA
Messenger RNA from Gallus gallus (chicken), 7400 nucleotides. RefSeq names its product ribosomal protein S6 kinase A1 (gene RPS6KA1). Gene Ontology annotation, biological process: protein phosphorylation; positive regulation of DNA-templated transcription; intracellular signal transduction. Gene Ontology annotation, molecular function: magnesium ion binding; ribosomal protein S6 kinase activity; ATP binding. The coding region runs from base 3637 to 5862 and encodes 741 amino acids. The transcript is spliced from 24 exons. The record is from RefSeq and is a predicted model, not a curated record. NCBI's taxonomy places the organism in Eukaryota, Metazoa, Chordata, Aves, Galliformes, Phasianidae.